Molecule: messenger RNA, 4032 nt
Organism: Colletotrichum lupini
Lineage: Eukaryota; Fungi; Ascomycota; Sordariomycetes; Glomerellales; Glomerellaceae
Exons: 17
Coding region: 1-4032 (1343 amino acids)
Biological process (GO): post-transcriptional regulation of gene expression
Cellular component (GO): cytoplasm
Molecular function (GO): mRNA 3'-UTR binding
Source: RefSeq, a predicted model, not a curated record
AUGUCGAAACUUCCGUCUUAUUCACCAGGAUCAAGUCCGUUAGCCUGGGAUGUGACAAGGAUGUGGUGCGCAGCUCUCAUUUUGCGGGUCCAAUUCAGGACUCAGAGCUCUAUCAAGACCUACAAAGAUGAGUGUCCCACGCGCGAGGUUGUUGGACCUCAUGAAGUCUUUGCGACAGUAUUUAACCCGGAGGGAGUGAGGACGGGCAACAAGAUCCUGCGCCAGCGAUUGAAGGGACCUGCUAUCGCCGACUACUACCCACGCAAGGUUGCGACCGUCAAGGAUGUGCAGAGGGAGUUUGGUCCUCAUGUCACAACUCUAGACUUGGAAGAGAUGGACCGCUUGGAACACAUUGCCGGACAGACUGAAGGCCAGAGGAAAGAGCGCGCCGAAAAAGAAGAAGACGAAGACCGAGCCCAAGAAGCGAUAGACGUCGACCACGAGAUCGAUUGUACGAUACGAUGUGCAUUCAUAGAGCGAUCCCCCGGAAUCUUGCGCGCCAGGACACUCUCCACAUAUAGAGAGCGGCGAGACUUGGGGCAGUACAGUCGCCGACCGAGGCAGCCCAUGUGGCUCUGUCACAGUAUGCGGAUGUCUAGGGACCCUCAGGCACAGGCACGGUAUGAAAAUACCGGGGAUCACGGCUUCAGCGGGUCAUGGGGAGGAUGUCCAUCAACAUGGAGGGCAGCCAGUGAACAACCCCGUCUGAUCUCUGCGCUGGAUCUGUGGAUCUUCGUCCUACUGCUCUUGGCAUAUCUGGACAAGCAAAGAAAUUUGGGCAAGGCAGCAGGGGCGGUAUGCUUUCUCUUCAAGUUGAAUGUCAUCUGGUGGUUAGACAACGCUAUGAAAGACUUGUACGGUACCUGCAUAAACAAGUUGAACUUCCUCGUCCAAAUCAGGAAGACCGUGCUAAAUCUCAGCCGAGUCGCGAACUCCUUCCGACUUCAACACCCUCAACAACAACCCUUCCCUCGCCAGGCCAAGCAGCAGCCCAUCAUUCCUCCUUCAACUCGGAACCAACUUCACGAUCUUGACGCUUUCGGAUUAUUCUGUCCUGGCCCGCAGCAGCUUCGAUUAGGCCCUUCGUACGCCUUACUUCCAAAAAGGUGCCUGUGCUGCCCGGGACUGCCUCCUUCCCAACACCAACUCGAGCUCCUUCCUCGUUCCUACCUCACCUUCCCGUCCCCCAUUCUCUCCCCAUUCCCACCACAAAAAGCUUUCCUCACCUUUCCCCUCCACAAUUCCUCCACAAACAAACCUCUCCCUCCACUGCAGAGAAGAUCUUCAUCAGCACUCUUCUUUGUGUCUCCCUCCCAAAUAAUCUUUCUCAACUUAUUGUCCGACGUCACGAUGUCUACACCUCCCUCCGCGGGUCUCACACCCAAGACCCCCAAGCGAAGCUCUCCUCCGGCUUUGAAGCCUCAUCACGAAGAGGAAAACAUCCAGCCUUCCAUCGAGUCAGCUGCCUCGGGUCUCCCUGCCUUCAAGCAGAAGCAAACCAUUGCAACUCUUGCUACGUCCAAACUUGCCAAUCAGAAUGUUCUCAAGGUUGGUUCUUCCUCCCGCAAUCUGCCGCUUCGCUCACAGCGGCGACAGAAGAAGACCAAUCAGGACACGAUUGCUGGCACGAACCCUAUGGAUAUGCUCCUUGCCAAGCUGUCUGAGCAGCAAGCUGCCCUCGAUCAACAGAACGAGGCUUUGAAGAACUCUGAUGAGAACAGCUUGUACUCCCGUCACUUCGACAAGGCUUCUUCGACGACGAACUCGGUCCCUAUCACUCCUGCCACGGACUCGUUCCCCACGACUGCGCCCACGAGUCGCCCAACCAGUGCCGCUCUAAAGGAGACUAACGGCAACGUGGACGAGCUCCUUCGACUGAAGAUGGAGCUUGCCCGAGCGCAGAACAAAAUCUCUCGCCUUGAUCACGAACUGGCCCAGUCGCGCUCGGUCAAGCAAGAAGAAGACAUCGCUCCGGCUCCGCCUGCGGCUCGUUCGGGGGCAUUCGGAGCUGAGAACGCCUGGCCUACCGACGACAACUCCUCGGAUAUCGGCGCCCCUUUCAUCAACAACUACAGUCGUCCCCGCCAUUGGAGCAACAAUAGAGCUCCUCUCUCCUUUGAUGCGGCUGCUCCUAUUUCCGACUCUGGUGGUGACUGGUAUGGUGGCGGACGUGGCGGCUUCAACCAGGGCUAUAUGGAUCCCGCUGGUCCGUACUCUAUGGCGGAUGGUUUUCGCAAUGAUCGUAUGAGCCAUGAACCCGAGAUGUACUCUCGGCCCCCUAGCAGUCGCCGAAACAACCGGUUCGACAACAGCCGCUGGCCGUCUCCUCAGCCAUACGGAGGAACCAACUUUGGACAUAACUAUGGCGGCUUCACUCCCUCUCCUGCUCCGUUCGACCCCAUGGGUGGUCCUCCUGGUAGCGCUUCAGGCAAUAUGGGCUAUCAAGGCUUCAACCAGCAGGGUCCAGGAAGUUCAUUGUCUCCCCAUGCAACUGAGUUCACCACUGGCGAUGGAUGGAAGAGCGAGGCCAUUGCCACGGAGGGCCAGACGUACCUGCCAACUACUGAGCCUCUCAACUACCGCCGCUUGUUGGAUCGGAAUGUCAAUUGCAACUGGAAGUACAUUGUGGAUAAGAUUGUCUGCAACAAUGACCAGCAGGCCUCCAUCUUCCUGCAGCAGAAGCUCAAGGUUGGCACUCCAGACCAGAAGUACGAGAUCGUGGAGGCAAUCGUUGCCCAAGCGUAUCCUCUCAUGGUCAACCGUUUUGGCAACUUCCUUGUACAGCGUUGCUUCGAGCACGGCACUCCAGAGCAAGUUGUUAAGAUCGCGGAAGCCAUUCGCGGCAAUACUCUCAAUCUGUCCAUGGAUCCCUUUGGUUGCCAUGUCGUUCAGAAGGCGUUCGACUCCGUCCCCGAGGACUACAAGGCUAUCAUGGUCCACGAACUUCUUCGCAGAAUUCCCGAGACCGUUAUUCAUCGUUACGCCUGUCAUGUCUGGCAGAAGCUCUUUGAGCUUCGAUGGUCCGAGUCCCCGCCUCAGAUCAUGAAGUUCGUCAAUGAGGCUUUGCGAGGCAUGUGGCACGAAGUCGCUUUGGGCGAAACUGGCAGUCUGGUUGUCCAGAACAUCUUCGAGAAUUGUCUCGAGGAAGAUAAGCGUCCCUGUAUUGAGGAAGUCCUUGCCAACAUUGACAUUGUGGCUCACGGACAGUUCGGAAACUGGUGCAUCCAGCACAUCUGUGAGCAUGGCGCUCCAGCGGACAGAAGCCGUGCGAUCGAUCAUGUCAUUCGCUACGCUGCCGAAUACAGCACUGAUCAGUACGCCUCCAAGGUUGUCGAGAAGUGCCUGAAGAUUGGAGGGGGAGAGUUCCUCAGCCGCUAUCUUGAUCGGGUCUGUGAGGGUCGCGUUGAUCGCCCUCGCAUCCCCCUCGUUGACAUUGCAAGCGACCAGUACGGCAAUUAUCUCAUUCAGUACAUCCUCACUCAUGCGGGUCUGCAGCACCGUGAGGUUGUCGCCGCCCACAUUCGCAAGCACAUGGUCUCUCUUCGAGGCUCCAAGUUUGGAUCUCGCGUGGGCAUGCUUUGCACCAACCCCGCUGUUGCUACUCGUCCCGGCCCCGGAGUUGGUCCUGCCAUGAACCGUAUGGGUGCUGGACCUCUUUCCCCUAAUUCCCUGUCACCCCAUUCGAUUUCCCUCAACUUUGACAAAGUCGUUGCACCACCUCAUUUGUCCGUGCUUACGAAACAUCUUCCUCGGCCAUUAAUUUACAAAUCAGCUGUCAUCCUACGCUCGGCAGGUUAUCACUUGUCUGAGUGCAUUGGACACUUCAUGGUUACGGAUUUUGCGAUAUGGAGCCAGAAUGCUCGCAUCUAUACAUGGCGGUUCAUCGACACAUCCACAUACCCCUUUGAUACUCCUUUAGUCUCAUCAAAAUUCAAACUGGACAACCCGGAGGAUGGCGAGGAUGGACAACUAGGCAAGCAUGGCAUAUCGGACCAAAAGUCAAAGACAAUGAUUUCCUCAACUGAGCAUUAG